GUCAAAAGUCAGAUUAAAAAUCAAAUGAAGUUUGUGUGAGUCAGCUGAUGUAAAGUGUUUAUUUAAGCAAAUGCCGAAAACUAAAAAAAUUGGCACUCGCCAGUUUUUUUCAUAUAGCGAAGACGACUUGAAAAAAGCUAUUGAAGCUGUAACACAAAAUGGAAUUAGUAGAAAAGCUGCAGCACGUCAGUUUAAUGUUCCUCGAACCACACUGAUCCGUAAAUUAUACUCGCCUGCUACUACUCCUCGGAAAAUGGGUCCAGCAACAGAGCUUUCUGAAGCAGAAGAAAAUGUUUUUGAAAACUGGGUACUAGCAAUGGCUCGCAAGGGUUUUCCUAUUCAUAGACAAAACCUUAUGUUAUCAGUGAAAAAAUUUCUUGAGGAAACUGGCCGAGAAACUAAAUAUUUAUUAAAUAAAACUCCUGGGCGUUCUUGGUUUCAAGGAUUUUUAAAACGUCACCCUAAAAUUAAAGAGAGAUAUCAUGAAGCUGUCAGCAAAGCUCGGGCAGCAGUAACACAAAACCGAAUUGAAGCAUGGUUUGAUGAAAUUCAACUUUUUUUAGAGGAAGAUAGAUAUGAUGAAAUAUUAUUAGAUCCAACUCGGGUAUUCAAUGCAGAUGAGGCAGGAUUUUGCCUAUGUCCGAAGAGUGAAAAAGUUCUAGGCCCUGUAGGCUACAAAGAAGAUUUUUAUAUUAGGGUAUCAUCGGAAAAAGAGCAGAUAACCGUAAUGGCCACUUUUUCAGCAGAUGGCAAGUAUGUUCCUCCAAUGUUGAUCUUUCCUUACAAGAGAAUUCCAGAAGCUAUAGCUAAAUCAGUGCCAGAAAAUUGGGGUCUUGGUAGAUCUGAUUCAGGGUGGAUGACAUCCCAAGUAUUUUAUGAAUACAUUUCGAACCAUUUCCUGCCAUAUUUAAAAUCCAACAAUAUCCAAAGGCCAGUAAUUUUAUUCGUCGAUGGGCAUCGAUCACAUUCAACAAAACAUGUUAGCCAGCUAUGCGAUGAUAAUGGAAUUAUUUUGGUAUCACUUUUUCCCAACACUACCCAUAUUAUGCAACCAGCUGACGUAUCUGUUUUUAAACCUCUUAAAGCUGGUUGGUCAGCAGAAGUGAGAAACUGGAAAUUUCAAAACUUUCCAAAAGAUGUGACACGUUCUACUUUUGGUACUAUUUUAGAAUCUGUUUUUAGUAAAUAUGCUUCUGAGGAAACAAUUAAAAAUGGAUUUAGAAGAAGUGGGUUGUAUCCCUUUAAUAAAAAUAAUAUUGAUUACACAAAAUGCAUACCAAACAGAAUAGUUGCUGCACAGAUUUCUGAUAAAGAAACACCUAAAAAUGCCUUAGAUGUACUAGAAAAUAAAAUUGAAAAAAAAAUACCUUACAGAAUUUAUACAAACAUAUUCAAAAAGAGAAACCUGGUCUGGAGACAUAUCUUAUUCAAAGAUUUAUAG
Molecule: messenger RNA, 1441 nt
Organism: Diabrotica virgifera virgifera (western corn rootworm)
Lineage: Eukaryota; Metazoa; Arthropoda; Insecta; Coleoptera; Chrysomelidae
Exons: 2
Coding region: 71-1441 (456 amino acids)
Cellular component (GO): nucleus
Molecular function (GO): DNA binding
Source: RefSeq, a predicted model, not a curated record